UCACAUCCAUGCAUUUGAUAAGCAGAAAGCACAACUUAAACUGCUCUGGAAACUAAGAACAGAGGUGCAGAGGCCAGCAUUGUGUCGAAAAUGAAGGUAUCCCACAUUGAGACCGGAGAAUCUUCCAAGACUCCAGCUCCGGCAGCUGGAAUUAACAGAGGUAUGGCGAUCCUCGAUGUCAUUCUCAGAAUUGUUGCAGUUGCUUCGACGCUAGCAAGUGCUGUGGUCAUGGCAACUAGUGACCAGCAGCUCCAGUUCUUCACUCAAGUCGCGGUCUUCAAUGUAGAAUACGAGGAUUUUUCCACUCUCAGGUACUUCGUGGUGAUAAAUUCGAUAGCAUGUGCAUAUUUCGCGCUCUCUAUUCCACUCGCAAUCUUGAACAUUGCCAGGAGUGCAGCAAAACAGAGUAGAGCUCUCUUGAUCAUUAUGGACAUGGUAACACUGGCGUUGCUCAUGUCUGCAGCAUCCGCAGCAGCUGCAAUACUGUUUCUGGCGCAUAAUGGGAAUAAUUCGGCUAACUGGAACUCCAUCUGCAACCAGUUCACUGAUUUUUGCCAUCGAGCUUCGGGUUCCUUAAUUGGCUCGUUCAUUGCCAUUGUCAUUCUCAUACUCCUCAUUUUCAUGUCCACCGCGGCAUUGGCACGAAACUAGUGCCUCAAAAUUUGCUGCGGGAUGUUUGUGCAUUAAACUCUUUGUUAGUAGAUGGCACUGUAUUUACUUUUUUAGAGUUAUGUUUGAAUCAAGCAAGGCCAUUUUUGGCAUGCAAGUGAAUCUGUUUGUUGUUUGUGAAUAUUAUACAGAAGAGAUAUUGGCCCAAGAAUUGUUACUAAA
This is a messenger RNA of Daucus carota subsp. sativus, 831 nucleotides long. RefSeq names its product casparian strip membrane protein 1-like. Lineage: Eukaryota; Viridiplantae; Streptophyta; Magnoliopsida; Apiales; Apiaceae. The transcript has 3 exons. The record is from RefSeq and is a predicted model, not a curated record. Bases 91 to 651 code for a protein of 186 amino acids.